Molecule: messenger RNA, 3741 nt
Organism: Notodromas monacha
Lineage: Eukaryota; Metazoa; Arthropoda; Ostracoda; Podocopida; Cyprididae
Source: the annotation of a GenBank genome assembly
UUGUCUUCAAACAGACUCACAAGAAAAAAAAUCCAAAGGAGUUUCAAAGUGAAAGAAGUGGAUGUACUUAUUUUUUGAAAUGGGUUGAGUUUGACUGGAAAGUUUUGGCAGUGAGGGACUUGAGGUGGUUGUUUCAAGAUGGAACAACAAGGUGGAGGUGGUGUUGAUGUUGGGAGUAACACCUAUUCUGCUGGUUGCACCCAUGCUUCAGAAGACUGGAGAAUGUCAAUGAUGGGUGCCACUGACCAAGGCAGGAGAAGUACAACCUUUGCAGAAAACAAGACAUGGAAGCUGAAAAGUCUGAGGAAAAAGUUCAAAGUGAGGGACAUGGAGUCCAAGUACCAGUUGUACCAGAAGAGACUACAGCAUGCCCAGUUUGUUGUAUACCUCUUGAUGCAGACAGCCAUCAGCCUGGGAAGCUUGAUCUUCUCACUCACUUACCAUCCAAAGAGCACCUAUAUUCACACUGACAAUCAACAUGAGGAAGAGGCUCUGAGUCACAUGGCUGUUCAUGCAGCAGUGACCCUUGUGUCAGCCAGUCUGAUGGCUUAUGUGUACAAGGAGGCCUCUUUCAGAACAAGACCGCUGUUGCAUUUCCUGGCAUCUGCUAUAGUGUUUGUCACCUUGGAGUCCAUGCAGGUGGUGCUUCUGUAUCUCAGUAAAAUCGAUUACACGACAACUUGCACAGCAACAACUCACACAGCGACAACUCACAUAGCGACAACUCACACAGUUCUGGCAAAAAUUUCUGGAGGACAUGAAACUGAAUCCUCAGCAGCCCAAUUGCAGGACUGGAGCUUCUACACAGUAAUUGUGUGCUAUAUUUUCCUGCCUCUGCCAACUAAGUUCCAGGCUUUUGUGCUUGCCAUGAUUGUCAGUGUGGCCCAGCUGACCCUGGUAGCUGUCCAAAAUUACUUUUUUGAUGAGGACAGGGCCAUCAACAGGCUCCUUGCUGAUAUGCUGAUGAUUGCUUGUGCAAAUGGCUUAGGACUCUAUUACAGAAUUAUGUUUGAAAUCGCAAUCCGCCGCUCUUUCUUGGACAAGAGAGCCUCAAUAUACUACACCAUGAGACUCAAUCAGGAAAAGAAAAAAGAAGUGAAAACACUGAUGAUCUCAGCCCAAAAACAUUCAAAUGGCCAGGAAAACCUGCUGAAAAGCAUCCUGCCAACCCACUUGUCAGAGAGGGUGAAGACAGACCUGAGAGAAUCACUGAAAUCUCCAGAACUGGAGACCUUUGUUGGCAGGGACCCAUUUUCCAAGGCCUACUUUGAAAAGCACAGCAAUGUCAGCAUAUUGUUUGCUGACAUUGUCAACUUCACACCACUCACUACUUCCAUGGAGGUUGGGGACCUGGUUGCCAUGCUGGAUGAACUAUUUGGAAAAUUUGAUGAAGCAGCUGAAAAGUACAAAUGUUUAAGGAUCAAGAUCCUGGGUGACUGUUACUAUUGUGUGUGUGGGGUUCCAAAGAGCAUUGAAAAACAUGGCAUCAUGGAUGAAAGAAAAGCUGAUGUGGACAUGAGGAUUGGGAUCAACUCAGGUUCAGUGUUCAGUGGAAUCCUGGGGAAGAAAAAGUGGCAGUAUGAUGUCUGGGGCACAGAUGUGACCAUAGCCAACCAUAUGGAGCAAGCUGGAGAACCUGGUUGUGUGCAUCUCACACAUGCCACAAAGGUGUUAUGUUCUACAGGGAACCAAUUACCAGCCUCCUUACUGCGCCCUGGGCACCAGGAUCCUUACUUGCAAAGUCACAAAGUUACCACUUACCUUUUGCCAGCUUCUGAUGAAGCCAUCCAGGCUGCCAACCAUGCAUUUGAAUCUGAAAGGAAAAGCUGGUUACAGGGUAAGUCUGCAGUCAUGAGAAAGGUGGCCAGGUCCAGCAUGGGCCAGCACUCAGACAUGUCUGCUAACCCUAGGACAUACUCAGUAUCAUAUGAUGGGAAUGCAUUGUCCUCCAGCAGGAGACAAACAGCUAAUGUUGAGCCAGCUCUGUCUGAAUUCCAGUCCAUCACAAACAAGGUGGAUGUCUACAUGAAACAGGCUGUUGAAGGAAUGCCUAUUGCCAAAAUGGAUCAAUGGUUCAAGCCAGACAAUGUCCACCCACUUUUCUUGACUUUUCAUGGGAUGGAGAAUGAGGUGCCCUUCACAGUCCAGGAAAACCCAACUGUCAAGUUCUCUUUCUUUGCAGCAACCAGUGUGUUUCUCAUCACUGGUCUCGUGCACUUCCUGGUCAUCAAUGUGAGGACUGUUAGUGUCAUCUGGAGUGUAGGCAUGGCAGUGUUGGUGACUGUGACUCUGCUCUCCUGGGCAGAGGAGCUCUGGCACUGGGCUUUCAACAGAGACCAUUAUGAUGAUUCUGAUGAUGAAAUGGAUGACAAUCAUGGCACUCACAACAGUCAAUCAGCUGGGAACCGCACAGGGAGUGGCAUCAGCUGGACACCCAAGACAUGGCUCCACUGGAUCUCUCAGUGUUUUGUCAAGAAUUUCCAGCUCAGGGUGGCAGGUUUUGUCCUCAUUUGCAUUUUCACUUGCUUGACAUCCAACCUGCCACUGCAUUACUGCAUGUCAAUUGAAGUGGAAGGUAACAAGACCAGCAGUUCACCAACUCAGCCAUCUGCUGCUGGAGGGUUUCCAGAAUAUGGAAGAGGUGUUCAAUGCAGUUACCCAACUUAUUCAUCCAGGAUGCUGAUCCUCAGCCUGGCCACAACAUUUGUCUUCUACCGUGGACACUUUUUCAUGAAACUGCUGACUAUGCUGACCAACUUUGUGACCUUUGCCAUUCUGGUUGUUCAUGAGAGGUCAGAUUUGUUCAUAGACCCCAGGUCAGGCAAGAACAUGGGGCCAUCACACCUCCAGAUGCUCAUGAUCAUCAUGAUUGCAUUCCAUGUCAUUGACAGACAAACUGAAUACUUAUUCCGCCUGGACUUUGUUUGGAAGAAGGACCUCAACCAUGACCUGGAACAGGCAGAAGUGACUAAAAAGGUCAAUGGAUUCCUUUUGCGCAACAUUCUUCCUCAGCACGUUGGCAAUUGUGUGUCUGCUCUUGGCACACAGAAAGUAGGAACACCUCUGAACACUGAGAAGUACCUGAAUGCUGGAAGCCAAAUGACAGAGGAUGCAGCGCCCCCUAGCCACCAUGAAGAGUACAGAAACGUGGCAGUCAUGUUUGCUUCCAUCCCUGACUUCUACUUGGAUGCAGCCAAGGGACCUGAUGAAGACAACAACAACAAGACAGCCCAGUCCAGUUCCUACACUGGAAAUGAAGUUUUUGCAAAAGAAGUGGAGUUCCAGCCUGACAACAAGCUCACUCUGCUCAACCAACUCAUCUGCACCUUUGAUGAUGUGCUGAUGUGUGGUGAUGAGUCCUUUGAAGCAGUGGAGAAGAUCAAGGUGACAGGGGCCACAUACAUGGCUGCUGUGGGCCUGGAGACAGUGCGCAAGUCCUCAGGGUCCUCAGGCAGUCGCCCAGGCAGGUCCUCUGUCUUGAUGGACUCCCACCUCAUCCACCACCACCACCAUUUGCAUGGGACCUACAACAAGAGAUCAAGGAGCUCUGACCAAGUGACGCACUCGUCAUCCCAAUACAGGGACUCUGUGGACUCCCUGGGCAUGUCUGAGUCUGAGCUGAAGGCUGCAGAGAAUGCCAAGACCAUGGUCCACUUUGCUGUCAAGCUCCAGCAGCAGUUGAAAAAGUUCAAUGACAGCACUUGUCAGCAGUUCAAGCUCAGGGUUGGUGAGUUGUGUCUC